CUUCAUUAAAUGAUAGUGCUAAUGAUAUCAAAUAAUUUUAAGAUUGAUUUUUGAAAGAUUAUAAUAUUAAAAUUUUUGAUGUCAGCUAAAUUCAUUGAAUUAUAACCUUUUCUUUCUCCAUGUAGGCUGAUCAGCUGACUGAAGAACAGAUUGCUGAAUUCAAGGAAGCUUUCUCCUUAUUUGAUAAAGAUGGCGAUGGCACCAUCACAACAAAAGAACUUGGAACCGUCAUGAGGUCACUGGGUCAAAACCCGACAGAAGCCGAAUUGCAGGAUAUGAUCAACGAAGUAGAUGCUGAUGGUAAUGGCACCAUUGACUUCCCAGAAUUUUUGACUAUGAUGGCUAGAAAAAUGAAAGAUACCGAUAGUGAAGAAGAAAUCCGCGAGGCAUUCCGAGUCUUUGACAAGGAUGGAAAUGGUUACAUCAGUGCAGCAGAACUACGUCACGUCAUGACAAACUUAGGAGAAAAACUAACAGAUGAAGAAGUAGAUGAAAUGAUCAGAGAAGCAGAUAUUGAUGGAGACGGACAAGUCAACUAUGAAGAAUUCGUACAGAUGAUGACUGCAAAAUGAAGACCUACUUUCAACUACUUUUUCCCCCCUCUAGAAGAAUCAAAUUGAAUCUUUUACUUACCUCUUGCAAAAAAAAAAAAGAAAAAAAAGAAAAGAAAAAAGUUCAUUUAUUCAUUCUGUUUCUAUAUAGCAAAACUGAAUGUCAAAAGUACCUUCUGUCCACACACACAAAAUCUGCAUGUAUUGGUUGGUGGUCCUGUCCCCUAAAGAUCAAGCUCCACACCAGUUUUACAAUAUAAAUACUGUACUACCUUAAUGAUAAGGAAGCACUUAGUGGACUCCUUAAAGUUCCAUUUGCUAAUGAUUAAUACACUGUUUGGGCUGGCCAGUUUUUCAUGCAUGCAGCUUGAUGAUUGAGCACAGUCAGGCAUUUGUAUUAAAAUCAAAAAAUGAAAAAACAAAUUCAAGACUAUCAGAUGGGUCCUAGUGCAGUUUGUUAGCAUAAAUUGUCAUAGCUGGUUUACCGAAAACACAUUUAAAAUUGGUUUACCUCAGGAUGAUGUGCAGAAAAUGGGUGAAGGUUAAACUGCUGAGACGGUAGCCCCAGUAGUCGGAUGGUCCUCUUGUACUUCAUGUGCUCUGACCCAUGGUGACAAUGACACCCUGGUGGUAUGCCUGCAUAUGUUGGUUUAGCAUUGUCUGCAUUGUGUUAGAGUGAAAUGGGUGUCAGGCUGUCACCUCUCACACAAUUUUUAAUAAGAAUUCUUUAUCAAGGGAGCAUCUUUGGACUCUCUGUUUUUAAAACCUUCUGAACCAUGACUUGGAGCCGGCAGGGUAGGCUGUGGCUGUGGACUUCAGCACAACCAUCAAUGUUGCUGUUCAAGAAAUUACAAUUUAUGUCCAUUCCAAGUUGUAAAUGCUAGUCUUUUUUUUUUUUUUUUCCAAUAAAAGACCAUUAACUUAAAGUGGUGUUAAAUGCUUUGUAAAGCUGAGAUCUAAAGGGGGAUGAGGCAGUUGAAGGGGAGACCAAUGUACAUUAAAUACCCACAGCCCAGUGUUGGGUUUUCCCUCCCUCCAAGAUUCCAGCACCACCUCCGAGCCCAAGACCUUGCCUAAACAUGGGCAGCUGCCACCGAUGGCUUUUAUCAUACCUGAGGAUGUGUAAGUCUAGUUGCAUUUUUCUCUGGGGGAGGGGGGAGGCAAAUCAUGGUAACUUAAUGACCUAUUCAGGCUGUGGAGCUCUUAAGGAAGGAAAAAACCACUUUCUCAAGCAUGUAUUUAGGGGUUCUUCUCAAUUGUGCUGCUGAUUACCUGUUUUAUGUAACUACUUGAGACCAUCUGUGCAAGAGACAUGGUUUAGUGUGUCUGUAAUUCAAUCCUCGCUGUGUGUGGUAGAAGCAGUAGUCCUUUCCUAAGCCAGUCUCUUCAUGCCUAAAAGACACUACCAGUCACCUUUGAUUCCGUUUUUAAUUUAUAAUUCUAUUUAACAUCCCCCUUUUACUUUUUUUCUUUAAGUUGACUUGGCUUUGCCCCACACUUCCUUCCCCACCCCCUCCAGGUAGAACUAAUGCUAAGCCUCUGGCUUGAAAGUAAAACUCCAGCCCAGAGUGAAUUUCAUGUCUAAUUAUAAACCUUUAACCAAAACUCAGACAUGCUGAUGCUGGUUUUGUAAUGGAAUUGGUCCAUUUUAAAAAGCCCCCUUAAAAGCAUAUUGCCUUUAAUGCAGUGCUCUUGAAAUGCAAGCUGGGUUUGUAUUUUUCAGGGUGUGCACUGGUUGUGUCUUAGCAGGGAGAUGGGUUCUUGAGUGGUGGCAUGGGUGGUUUUAAUUUGCCGGGGGAUGGUGGCAGGCUGCUAGCAAGGCAGUGUGAGGAGCUCUGGGCAGCCAAAUGGGUGCAUUCAGGGCUGAUUUAGAGCCCUUGGCUUCUCCUUCCUCUCCUACUCCCUGUCUUUCUGGCAUUUUGUAGCUUGUUAGUUUUCUGCCAGAGGGGUGGGUCAGAGCAGUGGAGAGGACACAUUGCCCGUGGCCUCUGCUGUGAGUCCUUGGACGGGUAGUUGGCCUUUCUCAAUUCCCUGAGUCUGCGGGAACACCCGAGUACCUGGGGUUCCUCUUCUGUUGAGUUACUGAGGGCUUCUGGUUUGAACAAGUGAACGACAUGGAUGUUUCUGGUAGGGAGGUCAAAUGGCCCAGUUGCUGACCCAGUCUCGGGCCUUUGGUCAUGACUGGUAGUUUCAAAGUCGGGUGGGGAUGGCAACUUGUUUUUAAAAACUUAACCUCGCUCACCCUUUUACUGAGUCUUUCUAGAAGUGGGUGGACUCUAUUUUCAUAGUCCUGCAGCCUAUCCUAAAAGACUACUUUUGAAACAGGGUUCUUGGGGGGCCAGGAUCCUGUAUGGGAACCAGAAGCCCACCCUCCUCCCCAGGGAAUAACGUUGGGGCCUGGAACGGAGGUGAGGCAGAGUCUACUGUAGCCUUCGCCCCUGGCGUCUUGGGGCAGGACCGGCCCAGGGGUGGGUGUCGGCAGUCUGCUUGAGUUGGAGGAAAGCGCCUGGUGUCAUGGCAGUACCCUUGAAGUUGGGUAGCACCUUCCUGUAAACUCGCCCCUACUUCUAACUGCUCUAUAAAUAUAUACAUAUAUUUAUAUAUAUAAAAUGACUAGUUUAACUGGCAUCCUGCUUCAGCCUGAGACUUGCCAUAAGAAACUGCUGAGUACUUGGCAAAGCCUUUCAUAGUUUCAUUCUCCAUCUGUUUGGGGUAGGUGUUGAGCAAGGCAAGUGGGUCUCAAUACUUCAGAGGGUCUUUGAUGCACUGUUGCCAGGGAAGGAUUUUUCUGAUUUUUUGACAAAUUUUUGCACACUUUAAUUGGUGUCUUUUGGCAACUUAAAACACAUUGAAGAUGAGCUAUUGUACAUAUUUUUAUAUUCUCUUUAUAAAUGCAUGUCAGACUGUACUUGUACCAAUAUUGGAAUGAAUGGCUGUCCAGUAGGCCUAGUGCUGCUGUCACAUCAGAGGAAUAGCAUAUAUAUUAGCCCCUCAGCAUCCUGGAAACCUCUUCCUGAACAAAGAAUGUAAAUUUGGUCAAGUCUACUCUUCAAUUAUUUUAACCAUUUGAAUUAUUUAUUGUAUAUCCUAAAUAUAUUUAUCCUUUUGAGAGUGACUAGAUUUCCACUGAUGUGUCUUAAUCUGUCCCUUCAGAUGGCAGUUAAUGGUUUUCCUUUUUAAUCCCUUGAAGUUGUCCUGUAGGAGACAGAAACUGUCUGUCCCUUGGAGUAGAAGGUAGUGGCAUGGGUAGAGUGUGUUCUUUCUCCAAAUCUAUUAUGAUGUUCAUUAAACACUUCUGUAGCAAAGAUGGCGGUGGUUCUUUGGUUACUGAAGUUGCCCUUCACCAUGGCUAUUUGGAAAGGAGAUGUACUUGAACGUUUCUGUAAAUCUCAAACUGUUUGGAGAUUCAACCACCUCUCGGAUGGGGGACCAACUCUAUGGAAAUUGUAAAUAAGUUUUAUUUAUAAACCUGGCACUGUAUUCAAUAAACAUUUCUGCAGCCUUUCAUCUCUAA
Messenger RNA from Ictidomys tridecemlineatus (thirteen-lined ground squirrel), 4065 nucleotides. NCBI's taxonomy places the organism in Eukaryota, Metazoa, Chordata, Mammalia, Rodentia, Sciuridae. The record is from RefSeq and is a predicted model, not a curated record.